Linum trigynum is the source of this 2303-nucleotide messenger RNA. Lineage: Eukaryota; Viridiplantae; Streptophyta; Magnoliopsida; Malpighiales; Linaceae. The record is from the annotation of a GenBank genome assembly.
GAGCCCAAUGUUUGUUUGGGCUAAGAUUGAGACAAAAUAUUAUAUCUCGUGGGCUAUGAAGAGUUGGGCCAACGUAGCCCAGGCCUUUGCAGUUGUCACUCAGCGGGGGAUUAGGCGCGUUCUGUGCACUGAUUACCGCGCGGAUAGACAGCACAGCAGCAACCAUGGCGGGUUACUGCUAAACUAUAGACUAGGGCUCCAACUUGUCCGGAGAACAAAUCGAGGGCGGCGGCGGCGGAGCAGGGAAAAGAGCAUGAUUGUUCCGGCGAGAAUCGCCGGCAGGCUUCCCCUUGUCGUCUCUUCUUCCCGCUCUUCAAUUAGAGCUGGGUUACCCAGAAUCGGGAUUUUGAGGAAUCCGAACCAGAGAAGGAGAUUGGUUUCUGGGUCCGCAAAGAUGAUGGCUUUGAGCAGCUUGGAGAGCUGUAAUGCGGAGGUGAUUGAAGUUGAGAACUCGCUCGGCGCCGUCCGGCCUGCCGUGGAAGAUUAUGCAGAAGAGGCUGUUCAAGCUCUCAGAGACGGCAAGGUCAUAGCUUUGCCCACUGAUACUCUCUAUGGUUUUGCUUGUGAUGCUUGUUCUUCAGAAGCAGUGAAUAGGAUUUAUGACAUCAAAGGUCGCAAGCACACGAGUCCACUUGCAAUCUGUGUUGGGGAUGUAUCAGACAUAGAGCGGUUUGCAGUCACUGACCACCUGCCUUCUGGCUUACUGGACUCCUUACUUCCUGGGCCUGUCACUGUAAUACUGAGUCGAGGAGCUUUAAGCGUGCUUGAAAAGUCUCUAAACCCGGGACUGGACAGCAUUGGUGUCCGGGUGCCUGACUCUAACUUCAUCAGGGCGAUAUCUCGGGGUUUGGGAAGAGCGAUAGCCCUAACUAGUGCUAACCUCAGUGGCCAGCCAAGUAGUGUUUGCAUCAAUGAUUUUCAGAACUUGUGGCAGGAAUGUGCCUUUGUGUACGAUGGUGGUGUGCUUCCAUCUGGACGUACUGGAUCAACGAUCGUAGACCUCACCCGAGCUGGAAAGUACAGGAUUCUUAGACCUGGAAGCGCAAAGGAAGAGACAGUUGCCAUCAUCGAAAAACAUUCUUUAGUAGAGGAUGAAGCUGUUAGCCAAUGAAGGGAUGGGGGAGUUACACAGAAAUCACAAAUCCGGUUUCAAUGGCUCCUUACGCGUACAGAAUCUUGGUUACGAUUCAAUCAUGUUGUUCUCUUUCGAAUGGUGGCUGAUGGAGGAAGGAAGCAUCUUUGUACAGAGCAACCAACCAUGUGUCAAAGUUCAAGUCGGUGCCGAUCUAUCAUUGAUUUCAUCACGAGUUUAUUCGAUCUUGAACCGUUAAAUCUUCUUAUUGGGUCCCGUUUCGAGGAGAGUUCUACACUAGUUGUUAGACAUGAUAUCAUUAUGAAAAAGUAGCAUGUUGUUGUUGCUGUUGACAAAGAGGGAGGUUGUGGGAUGGUCAUGUUACUGCUGCUGCAAUUGUAUACUGCAUGUGUGAAUUGAGUAGCAUGCCAUGUUAGACUUGUGUUUCUCGUUCUGAGUUUGUAGUAGCAUUAUAAUAACCCACAUGCCGGAUUGGACCCGAAAUCAUCAGGUUGAUUUUGUGUACGGCUGCAACGAACGGGUGAGUUUAGUCAAUCCGUCAGUCAAGAUGCAGCAGCUGGUGGCACAUUUUGGGAAGUUGAAUUUUGAAGCUAGCUUCAUCAAAAUUUGUCUAUAAUGAUGGUUAUGAGUUAUGACAAGAAUAUAUUUCCCUUUAUUACACACUAUAUAAAAACCCAUGAAUGAACCAAAACCAGAUCUUAUUUUGCUUGCUGUAUACAAAUUCAGGAAUGGUCACUGGCGGGAGCAGCCAUAGGAGACCUGGUGGCUUGAAAUUGAAUACAAUAUAACGGGAGAACUUCAAUAGUACAGUAUGUUAACAAAAUAAUAACCUGAUUAAUUUCUAGGGGGAAUGAAAAUAUAAUACUGAAUAAGAAAUGGGGUUAAUCAAAACCAGAUCUUAUAUUACAUUAUAUUAUCUUCUUGACUAUUGUGUGUUGUAAUGAUGAUAAUAAUUGUUUAAUUUAAAUGUAAUAAUUAGAUGAUUUGGUAUGUUAAUUAAAACCAUGCGAGUUUCUAGUCAAACCGAUUGGGAGACGAGGGGUUGGUGAAGGUGGCGGAGUGAGUUUGCCCUUUAGUAUCUCAGAGUGCAACAAUGGGGGAUUACAGUGGAUGGGAUGGGAUCGAAUUUCUCCAAAUCACAAUCCAAUCCAACGAGUAUUUAAGAGUGCAUGAAUAUCCAUGCAUUGACGAAUAUAACCACAAAUACUUU